UCGACGCUCGAACGACGCCACGCAGAGGAAACGGGUUCUCGGACCGCCAUAAUAGCGCCAAAGCGGUGUAUACUUCGUCCCGCUCGUUUGUCGUACGUGACGCGACGCUUACCGACGCUCGGCGUCAUUUCUUUGAAAUCCGAUUAAUGAACGAUACAUUCUUGGCGUGAUUGUUGUCGCAGUGAUUGAAAAGUGCAAGUAUACUACAUCCGAGAGGGGCCGAGAGGAGAACGACGUGAGAGACGCGUGAGUGCGUGUCUUCGUGGGUGUCUGUACGGACGGUAGGCAGAAAAACAUGGAGAACAGACCGGCGCCACUCCGUUCCAGACGAGUCUGUCGGUUCUGUCUGACAGAAUCGGAUCCACUUAGCUACAUUUAUGAAAGAGAUCAUAGUAAGCCGUUUCAAGUGCCGCUUACCCUGCAGAUCAUGUCGUGCGUCGCCAUCGAGGUUUAUGCAGCGGAUGGAAUGCCACAAAUGAUAUGCAGUAUGUGUCGUUGGAAUCUAGAUCGUUCUUACAAAUUUAAACUACAGUGUAAGAAAGCAGACGAGGCGUUAAGAGCUUAUCCAUUGUCUGGUGUUUUACCAAGACCAUUCCCACCGAUUCCUAAUGAUCCUCCUGAAGUUACUGCUAAACGACCACUGGAACAGAGGUCUCAAAAUGAACCUGCAAAGAAACCAAGAGUUGACAAUGGGGAUAGAGAAAGACGAGAAACACGAGAUAGAGAAAGAGAUAGGGAAAGAGAAAGGGAGAGAGAAAGAGAACGAGAAAGGGACAAGGAUCGUGAUAGAGAAAGAGAAAGGGAUAGAGAUAGAGAAAGAGAGAGGGAUAGGGACAGACAGGCAGAAAAACAAAGAGAAAAAGAAGAACAACAUGAUUUUUAUGAGGAGGAGCAGGAUGCUGGUAGCGAGGGAGAUCAAGAUACCAAUAGUGCUAAAGAAGAACGUAAGCUAGAACCAGGUGAGAUAAGGGUGCAUGCAUGCGAUCAAUGUGAUCGUACUUUCCCUCUGCGUCAAGCACUUGCUCUCCAUAUACAAAGAGCCCAUAGAGACCGUAACUAUAAGUGCACAGAAUGUGACCGUAUGUUUUUCUCUAAAUAUGAUCUAGGAAAACACAUGAGUACACAUUCAGAAGAAAAACCUUUCUCUUGCCCAGUCUGUAACAAACAAUUUUCAAGAGCAAAUUUGCUACAGCGUCAUGAAAAAGUUCAUAGAGAUGAAUUGCGAUAUGGUUGUCAGCAUUGCGAUCGUGAAUUCUUUACAACUGAAGAAUUAGAAAAACAUGAGGAUUCUGUCCAUAAAAAAGAAAAACCUUUUCAGUGCAAUAUUUGCAACAAACGUUUCACCUAUAAACAAGGGUUAGAACGGCACGAGGUGCUUCAUAAUGAAGAUAAAACGUUUGUUUGCGAGUACUGUAAGGAAGCAUUCCGUACAAGUACUAAAUUAGCUCGUCAUUUAACAACUCAUGCAGGACACAGACCAUAUUUGUGCAAGCUAUGCCCUCGUUCAUUCCUCCUAUCUCAUCAUCUAACUAGACACAUGCGUACACAUUCUGUAGAGAAACGUCACGUCUGUGAAGAUUGUGGAAAAGCAUUCAAGCGCAAGGAGAGUUUAGAAGUACAUCAGCUAACGCACACAAAACGCACAGGUAUGGGAUUAACUUGCGAUGUCUGCCAGGAAUCUUGCAGAAAUAGAGCAGAUUAUGUCACUCAUAUUAAACAACAUAUUGAAGCAGGUGAAAAAAUGGGACCAGAUGGAUUGCAGCCAGACAAUAAAACUAAACUUGAACUAGAAAGCGAUGAAGAUGAAGAGGAAGAACAAUAUUCAGAUGGCGAUGACGAUUACGAACCGCCGGCAUACAUCGUGAAGAAGCUUCCAAAACCAAGUAAACCCGAUAGAUCAGAAAGCGAAGAGGAUCGAGAGAGGGAAGAGAAGGAUGAAAAUCAAAAGGAACAGGUAGUAUAUGUGAGACGUAAAGAUGGAAACAUGAUUAAAAAGACAAUUAAAACACUAAUGCCCAUUCAGCGUAGAGAAGUACAGGAUGCAAAAAUUAAACAAAGUCCGAAUAGCAGUCAGACGCAACAAGUUACGAAGACGCCACAGCCUAAGUCGAAUGAGGAAUCUGCAAAGACUUCUCGUGUAGAUGAAACAGAAGCACAAGUUCAAAAAAUAGUUGCAUCUGUAUUUAAGGAGCACAAAAUUCCUUUGAAACACCAAAAUGUUACUCAAGAUCCAGGUAAAGAAUCACCUACGACUACAAACCAAUCGAAGCCGCAACAAGGACAGAGUAAUACUCCCAAUGUAGUCGCGGUGAAAGAGGAAAAACUGGAAACUCCUACAGUAGUUACUAACCCACCAAAAGCUGUUAGUACCAUUAAAGUAAUAAAAAGAAUUGUUGUGAGGAAACCGUCCGGAACCACCGAAACUACUACAGCUCCAACAAAAGAAGGCGAGGUAUCGGGAAUAAUGUCUGACUUGAAUAGUUCAGGUCACAAGGUUACGAAACGUGUAAUCGUUCGCAGAAUUAUUCGACAAGGGGAUACUACAAGGGAAGUUAUUAUGAAUCCCGAUGGUACGAUAAUAGAUCCAGCAGAACUGGCAAAAUUACCUACUGGUAAUGUUGUCAAGAGAGUUGUAGUUAAGAAGCCACUUGACAAGCAUUCAGGUCUCAUUCAAGCAGUCUUACAAUCAUCCGCUGAACCACGACAACAAACAACUCCGGUAAAAACUACUGAGACUGUAGUAAGUGAAUCACCGAAAUUCGAAUUGAAAACUUCCCAGCCCAUAAUAAGUACACCCCCGCCAGCACCAAAACCAACGGUUGCAACUGUUCAAAAAUCCACAUUAAUAGGAGGUGAUCAGGAAACUAAAGAAAAAUUAGAACAGUUAGAAAAGAGAGUGGAACAGCAACGCUUGAAAAUUGAAGAACUAGAAGCACGUAAGCAGCAACAAGAAUAUGAACCUAUGGAAGAAUUGUCGCCAGAGCGUCACGAUGAAUCCGAAGAUGAACAACAAUUACCACUGAAAAGAGUAUUCGUGAAGAAAAAGCAGAGCAUGUACGACGAAGAACAAGAGUAUAAUGACAAUGACGUAACAACCACAACUCCUAUAACAACAAUAUCCGUAACAACAACUCCUGCGACAAUAUCGAAAGAAGAUACACCGAUUGUACCAGAGAAAGAAAAGGCUGCUCCUCAAGUUGAGGUGAAAUCAAUCGAAACUGUACAAAAGGAGCCCACAGUUAUCCCGAAACCAGGUGCUACACCACUUAGAAGAGAAGGUAAACAGCCAUUAAUAACCAGUUCGAAAGUUUAUGGGAACAAGAAAAUUAUUUUGGUCAAGUCGGAAGAACCAUCAGAAGUGGAAGAGAUGAGUCGAGAACUGUGUAGCAUAUUGGAUUCAGCUGAUUCGGUAGUGAAAAUGCAGGAAACAGUUCUAACUAAUCUGAGUCAAAUACCUACUGUCUCAGAUGCUGCCACAAAGAAUACUGAUACACCGAAACCAGGUCCCUCCAGCGAGGGUAAUGUAACGAUAAAGAAAGAAGAAGCCGAAGAACUCGAAGACCAGGAUAUAACUCUUAAAUUAGAUGGCACGAUGGAAGUAAUAGAGGAUUUGCCAGAGACCGAUGUCAAAAUGGAAACUGUAACAGAUGGUGAACCAAUUAUAAUAGAACAACCCGAACAAAACUCGAAUUUAACCUUGGAUGAGCAGGACCUUUCAGAGUCAGCAGAUAUUUUUGAACCAUCAGACAAUGUACUAGAAGUCCAAAAGAACGAUUUGGAAGAGUCUGUGAUAGAACUUGAUCACGAGACUCACACGAUAGACUUGAAUGAUACUAACGAUAGUCAAGACAGUCUUGAAGAUAAACUUCAACAGAUGGAAGGCUGAACUUAUUGGAUCCUAUUGUUGAAUACUUGAAAAUGUUGCUUUCGAUUAAGAAAUAUUGGGUUAAAAUAUAAUAAGCUAUGACUUGAUCACAGUGUUACAAAUUUGGAAUUUGUAUCGAGAUACAUUCUGGACAAAUAUAGGUAAACACUACGAUCGUUUUGUCAUUAGAUUCCUUAAGUAAUCAUGUGAGUUUAAGAUGAUUCAUGUCUUAUUGUCACACUGUAUCUAAACUUCUGUAUUUAUCUUUCAUUUUCUGUUGUGUGACAGUUGUAGAGUCGCGUCUGCAUGUUAAUUAUUAACAUCAUCAUUGAGAUACGAAAAAGAAGGUAGUGCCUAUUAAUCAACCUUUCUUCAUAAGAAAGUAAAAAUUAUUAUUUAAAACGUAAGAAACUAAUUGAUGAUUUUCAUGUGCUACAAGAAAUUUGUUAUUUACAUUGCGCUGCGACAUCGUAAAAGUAACAUUGAAAAUACAAAUUAAAGGAACAUGUAAAAGGCACUCGUUUUAGAUAUCUCACUAUCUGGUGAACAUGUAUAUCAAUAUUGGACGUAAGACAAUUGUAUAUAUCUAUAUGGGAAAUCCCCUCCCUACCCUUCUCCAAAUGUUUUUCAAUUACAAUGUCUCAUGUUCGAUGCAAUCGAAUGUCUCAUUAUUAUUCAACUGAUUACAUUAUUGGGAACACACAAGGUACUUUAAGGAAUUAAACUUUCUGUAACACUAUGAAUAUGUGUACGAGGUUAGUGUGAAAACGGUACAUAGAUUAUUGGAUAUUCUAUUAACGUUUGAAACUAUGUAUCAAAUACAGACAAUGGUGUGUAAAUGUAAAA
Molecule: messenger RNA, 4711 nt
Organism: Megalopta genalis
Lineage: Eukaryota; Metazoa; Arthropoda; Insecta; Hymenoptera; Halictidae
Biological process (GO): embryo development; regulation of transcription by RNA polymerase II
Cellular component (GO): nucleus
Molecular function (GO): DNA-binding transcription factor activity, RNA polymerase II-specific; zinc ion binding; RNA polymerase II transcription regulatory region sequence-specific DNA binding
Source: RefSeq, a predicted model, not a curated record